This is a messenger RNA of Rubroshorea leprosula, 2847 nucleotides long. Lineage: Eukaryota; Viridiplantae; Streptophyta; Magnoliopsida; Malvales; Dipterocarpaceae. The record is from the annotation of a GenBank genome assembly.
CUUACUUGAACAGGAUCUGUUCUAUAGGGUCGUACCUCUGUGUCCUUGAGUUCUAAGGAGACAGGAUCCAAAGUCUGGUGGAUGAACAAAAACCAUGAGAUCAGAGCGUGAUUAACAGCUUUAGGAUCCAUGUGAUCGAUCAUUGAAGCAGUAGAGGAUCAUUGAAGCAGUAGAGGAUCGUUCGAAGCUGGAGCCCAUCAAGCUGGGGGUGGUCACAUGGUUGUCUGACAGACUCUAAAAUAUUCUUUUAUGUACCAAAAAAAAACUCAGCUCAGCUCAGCUCAGUCAUCAAAAUCUGACCAAAUCUUUGUCUGAAUUCUCAUAGUCGGAAACCACCCAGCUUCAUUCACGCCAGAUGGAAGAAUCUCUGACCGUAAAAUGGAAGCACUCUUUUGUGUUCUUAAUCUCAAUCCUCAUCUUCCUCUUCUUUCUCCACUCUCAAAUUUCUCCCAACUUACUGCUAAACCACCAUCUCCAUCUUCGCGUCAAGAAAUGGCCUCAGCUUCCUCUCCGGUUCCGCUCCGAUGGCACCUUCAAGAUCCUUCAGGUGGCUGAUAUGCAUUUCGGGGCUGGGAUCUUGACUCGGUGUAAAGAUGUCUUGCCUUCUGAGUUCCAUUACUGUUCCGAUCUUAACACGACUCAGUUUCUUCGAAGGAUGAUUCAAGCUGAAAAACCUGAUUUCAUCGCCUUUACAGGAGAUAAUAUAUUUGGUCCAAGCACUGCUGAUGCUGCUGAAUCUUUGCUUCGAGCUUUUAGUCCUGUCUUGGAAUCUGGACUUCCAUGGGCUGCUGUGUUAGGAAACCAUGACCAAGAAUCUACCAUGACGCGAGAAGAAUUGAUGUUUUUCAUAUCCUUGAUGGAUUAUUCAGUCUCUCAAACCAAUCCAGUGGCUAAGAAUCCCAAUCAUGCCAAUGGAAGCUUCAUAUCGGACAUUGAUGGAUUUGGAAAUUAUGAUCUUAGUGUCUAUGGUGCUCCAGGUUCAGCUCUAGCAAAUAGUAGCAUCCUCAACCUCUACUUUCUUGAUAGUGGGGACAGGGAAACUGUUGGAGGAAAACAAACCUAUGGCUGGAUUAAGGAAUCUCAACUUCGCUGGCUCCAAGAUGUUUCCCAGAGACUUCAGGUAUCCCAUUUUCAGAGCAAAAAUCAAGAUAUCAAUUACACAAUUGGGGCUUCACCCCCAGCACUUGCAUUUUUCCAUAUUCCAAUCCAAGAAGUGGUGCAGCUGUAUUAUCAAAAAAUAGUAGGUGAGUUUCAGGAGGCUGUGGCCUGCUCAUCAGUGAACUCAGGGGUCUUACAGACCUUUGUCUCUAUGGGAGAUGUGAAGGCUGUGUUCAUAGGGCACGACCACAAGAAUGACUUUUGUGGGAAUCUAGAAGGUAUAUGGUUUUGCUAUGGUGGUGGCUUUGGAUACCAUGCAUAUGGAAGGGCUGGCUGGCCAAGGAGAGCAAGGGUCAUAUUAGCUGAACUUCAGAAGGGCGAUAAAGCUUGGAUGGGAGUGGAGAGGAUUAAGACAUGGAAACGUCUUGAUGAUGAAAUGCUGAGCAAGAUUGAUGAGCAAGUCCUAUGGGAAGUGCCACCACCAAGAUGAUAGCUGGAAGGACUAAGACACGUUCCCUCAUUAAAGCUUUAUUUUGACAGCCUCCCAAUUCAAGUCUCUUGUGCCAAACUUCUCCAGCAAUCUACUGAUUUUGUUUCAUCUGCAACUAUGAUUACCAGCAUUUAGCCCUGUUGUUAUUGAACUUUAUCAAUCCCCAUAACCCCUAUCCCAUCCUUCUUUCCAUGUCUAGUUAUUUCCCCCUUCUCCUACCUCUGAUCUUCUUUCCUCUUAUUUCUAGCCUCACCUUUUUCUCCAAGCUUGCAGCAUUUGGAGGUACAAGAAAGAGGCUGUCAGGAAGUGGACCCUAACACUCUGUUUGGAUUGGGGAAGUUGAGGGGGAAGGGAAAGAGAGUGAGGAAGAGAGAGCAAUACCUUUAGUUGUUUGGAUCAUUUGGAUUAAUAAUUUUAAUAGAGGGGAGGGAGAUGGAGGGAGAUGGGGCUCCCUUCCUUUUUCUUUUUCCAAUCCCUCCGGAAAUGAUGUAAUUGGAAGAAAUCUUACUUUUUAAAAGUAAAUUGAAGAGAUCAGAGACUUGAGGAUCAACUUGUGCAGAAUCCAGAAGUCAAGAACCAAAUAUGUUAUUUUACCAUUGAAGAAAUUGCAAAGCGAGACCAGAAACCCGACACGGGUGUAGUGUCGACACAUGAUCGGGGUGUCGACACCAUGCGUAAACGUCCAGAAUCCGAUUCUGUUUCUUAUUUUGUGUAAACAUGUAAUCAGUGGCACCACGUGAUCAGCAUCCAAAAUUUAAUUUUUUAUUUCUGUUUCAAGUCCUAUUUUUAUUUCAAUUAGGGUUUUCAAAAUCCUAUAAAUACCCAUCUAAAUUCAAAGUUAAAGGAGUUUUAAGAGGCUAGUGGCAGCCCUCUUUUGGGUAUUAUUGGAGAUCAAGAUUGAGGUUUUAUCAACAAUAGAAGAUCAAGGAGUUCAAUUUCCUCAAAUUGAGUUUUGUUUUUCCUUGGGUUUUUAUUUAUUGUUUGUUAUUUGAAUAUUCAUAACUUUGAUUUUACAUUUUAUUCUUUUUAUUAUGAACUGAUUUAUUUUAUUAGGGUUACGAUUUCCUUAGCAGAAAUCAAAAGCUAUAAAACACCAGCGUUGUCAUCAAGGAAACUAUUGGAAAGUGGCUUCAAAUUUAAGUAUGGAAUUGAAGAAAUGUUAAAUGCUGCAAGGAGAAAGGCUAUCUGAAAUAAGGAUAUAACUGCUAUACAUUAUGUGGCUUCUAUUUUUUGAUGAGGAAUAAAGUCCAAGUAACUGC